GACGGCACUGACUGGCAUCAUUGCUGGGCACUGACUGGCGGCACUGACUGGCACAACCGCUGGGCACUGACUGGUGGCACUGACUGGCAGCACUGCUGGGCUGCACUGGUGGGUGGCACUGGUGGGCAGCACUGGUGGGUGGGCACAGGUGGGUGGCACUGGUGGGCACAGGUGGGUGGCACUGGUGGGCACAGGUGGGUGGGCACAGGUGGGUGGCACUGCUGGGCACAGGUAGAGUGGCACAGGUGGGUGCACUGCUGGGCACAGGUGGGUGCACUGCUGGGCACAGGUGGGUGAUCUGCUGGGCACAGGUGGGCG
Staurois parvus is the source of this 318-nucleotide messenger RNA. The record is from the annotation of a GenBank genome assembly. Lineage: Eukaryota; Metazoa; Chordata; Amphibia; Anura; Ranidae.